Mesorhabditis belari is the source of this 240-nucleotide messenger RNA. The record is from the annotation of a GenBank genome assembly. NCBI's taxonomy places the organism in Eukaryota, Metazoa, Nematoda, Chromadorea, Rhabditida, Rhabditidae.
AUGGAUCCGUUACUCGAUAUUGAAGACGAUGAAUCAGAAAGUGAAGGAAAUAAAACGAUAGAAGAGGAUAAUGAAAAGGUUAAGAAGAAAGAAUUCAAGAGAUUGAACAAGCGAAAAUCUUUAAACGAGACACCAGAAGCGCGGCCAGCAAAAGCGAUUCGAAGACGAGAGAAUGAAAAAACAACGAAGAAAGCUUUACCAACAAAUCAACGAACUUUGUUAUCAUUCUUCAGUAACAAA